CCAGCAGCUCGGAGCUUCAUGCCGUCUACAGGAGCAUGAACCGAGCCCGGACGCUUCUCUGUGUGGUUGCUGCUGCUUCGUUAGCGAACCUGUAGUGAUGACAGCCUGAGCCGGUUGUGUACAAACCCCUUUUAAAGCAACCAGACUGAGAAUAACAACAGGAACUGCCGGAUGAAGGAGCGAUCACAGGAUGGCAGGAGUGUUCGACAUCGACUUGGAGACUGAGGACAUCAGUGACGCAGAGGACGAUGUCUGUGACUUCACUGUGGCAGAACCUGAGAAUGUUCAGACCGAGGAGGUGGAGUUGACCAGUGAGAGUGUCAACAGGGACAGCGAGCGGGUCGGACCCGACUGCUUCGAGCUGCUAACUGUGCUGGGAAAAGGAGCCUAUGGCAAGGUUUUCCAGGUCAGGAAGGUUCAAGGUGCCCAGACUGGGAAAAUAUUUGCCAUGAAGGUCCUGAAGAAGGCUAAGAUCGUGUGUAAUGCCAAAGACACGGCCCAUACGCGAGCAGAGCGCGAGAUCCUGGAGACGGUGAGACACCCGUUCAUCGUGGACCUGCUGUACGCCUUCCAGACCGGAGGAAAACUCUACCUCAUACUGGAGUGUCUGAGCGGAGGGGAGUUGUUCAUGCAGCUGGAGAAGGAAGGCAUCUUCAUGGAGGACACCGCCUGUUUUUAUCUAGGAGAGAUCACGUUGGCCCUUGGUCACCUCCACUCCAACGGGAUUAUUUAUCGAGACCUGAAACCUGAAAACAUCAUGCUCAAUCAUCAAGGACACAUCAAGCUGACUGACUUUGGCCUCUGCAAGGAGUCGAUUCACGAUGGAACCGUCACACACACCUUCUGUGGCACCAUUGAGUACAUGGCUCCAGAGAUCCUGACCAGGUCAGGUCACAACAGAGCAGUCGACUGGUGGAGCCUCGGGGCGCUGAUGUACGAUAUGAUGACUGGAUCGCCUCCGUUCACAGCCGAAAACAGGAAGAAGACCAUCGAUAAGAUCUUGAAGUGCAAACUCAAUCUACCCCCGUAUCUGACCAUCGACGCCAGGGACCUCAUCAAGAAGCUGCUGAAGAAGAAUCCAGCCCAGAGACUGGGCUCCAGUAAAGCAGACUGCGCUGAUAUCCAGAAACAUCCGUUCUUCAGGCACAUUAACUGGGACGAGCUGCUGAACAAGAGAGUGGAGCCGCCGUACAAGCCACAGCUGCAGUCGGACGAGGACGUGAGCCAGUUUGACACCCGGUUCACCAGACAGACGCCCGUGGACAGUCCAGACGACACCUCGCUCAGCCACAGCGCAGAGCUGGCCUUCGCUGGCUUCACCUACGUGGCUCCGUCGGUCCUCGAGAGCUUAAAAGAAGGUUUCUCAUUCGAGCCCCGAACGCGACCUGUACGCCGACACAACAGCAGCCCACGCACACCCAUCAGUCCUCUAAAGUUCUCCCCGGCCGGACCCUUCAAGUGCAGCAUUGACGGAGAGCCGGACCUGUUCUCCCCCACUUCUCCACCAGCGGCUCCGUUUCGGGUUCCGCUGGAAAACGGAGCCGCCAGUCAGCCGAUCAAAACGCCCGCGAGGAACAAGAAGCAGAAGGGACACCGGAGAUGAGGGAGAAACCGGGUCAGGUUCACAGGUUCUGUAGCGUGCAGUAAGCGUAGAUGCAGAGGAGGUGAAGGGGUUUUGCUGGAAUCGUGCUUUAAGUUUGAGAAGCCAGAACCAUCAGCGGGAAGCUGUCAGUGUUUUUUUUGUUUUUUUUCCUCUCAUAUCUUACAUCACAUCGUAGAAAGUGAAUGUAGACACAGCUGCUGGGGCUUACUGUCCAGCACCUUCUGUUCUUUGUUACGACUCUCUCCAGGUACGCCACUUUACUCAGAGCUCACUGGAUCAACGGAGGGCUUUUACACUUUUACAGAAGAACCUCAGUUUAAAGCUUUAAUUUACAGCUUCGUACACAUACGCCCGUCAGCCACAACAUUAAAACCACUAUCGUGUCCCUUUUGAUUGGCCGAAGCCUCCACAGACCCUGAAGGUGUCUUUUGUGGUAUCAGGCAACAAGACGGAUCCUUUAAAUCCUGUAAGCUGCGACGUGAGGCCUCCAUGAUUGGACUUGUUUUCCGGAACAUUGAACAGAUGCUCGAUUGGACUGAGAUCUCGAGAAGUUGCAAGUAGACAACUCAAGCUCUUUGUCAUGCUCCUCGAACCCCUCCUGAGCAGUGUAAAGACAAUCAUCCUGCCGAAGAGGCCAGUGGGGCAUAUCACAGCUGUGGAGGGGCGGACAUGGUCUGCA
Messenger RNA from Stegastes partitus (bicolor damselfish), 2282 nucleotides. RefSeq names its product ribosomal protein S6 kinase beta-2-like. The coding region runs from base 191 to 1603 and encodes 470 amino acids. The record is from RefSeq and is a predicted model, not a curated record. The transcript is spliced from 16 exons. Gene Ontology annotation, biological process: protein phosphorylation; signal transduction. Gene Ontology annotation, molecular function: protein serine/threonine kinase activity; ATP binding. NCBI's taxonomy places the organism in Eukaryota, Metazoa, Chordata, Actinopteri, Pomacentridae.